UCAAAGAGAUCAUGAUCAUUCAUAGUUCACACCCACACUCAGUGAUAUAUCCUUCAAGAGCUUUUCUCUGUAUUCGUUUGGUGCAAUGGCUGUGCUACUUGGAAACAAACUAAUCUUCGUGGCAGUUUCAGUAGUGGGGCUUUGGGCUUCCCUAGGCUGGUCUCGUUCAUUCUUUGAAGCUUCCAUGGAGGAGAGACAUGAAAUGUGGAUGGCUCAAUAUGACCGUGCAUAUGCAGACAACACAGAGAAGGAGAAGCGCUUCAAGGUAUUCAAGGAGAAUGUGGAGCUCAUUGAAUCUUUCAAUAAAGCUGGGAAUAAGCCUUACAAGCUAGGGAUCAGUGAAUUUACAGACCUUACUAACGAGGAAUUUCGUGCGUCGCGUAAUGGAUAUAAGAGGCCAUCUCCUCAUAGGAGUUCAUCCAAGUCAUUCAGGUAUGAAAAUGUCACUGGAGUUGCAUCGAGCCUGGAUUGGAGAACCAAAGGUGCUGUUACCCCCAUCAAAGACCAGGGUCAAUGUGGAUGUUGUUGGGCUUUUUCUGCAGUGGCAGCAAUGGAGGGGAUCACAAAAAUCUCAACUGGGAAAUUGAUCUCUCUUUCAGAACAAGAAUUGGUUGAUUGCGACACGAACGGAAUGGACCAAGGUUGUGAGGGUGGCCUUAUGGAUGAUGCCUUUGAAUUUAUUAUCCAAAACAAUGGCCUUACCACUGAAGCAAACUACCCCUACAAGGGAGUUGAUGGAACUUGCAACUCCCAGAAAGAAGCAGAUCAUGCGGCCAAGAUCACUGGUUAUGAGGAUGUGCCUGCCAACAAUGAGGAUGCACUAUUAAAGGCAGUGGCAAACCAACCAGUCUCAGUCGCCAUUGAUGCUGGUGAAUCUGCAUUCCAGCAUUACUCAAGUGGGGUAUUCACAGGAGAUUGUGGAACUGAAUUAGAUCAUGGAGUUACUGUGGUGGGAUACGGGACGAGUAAUGAUGGAACCAAGUAUUGGCUAGUGAAGAACUCAUGGGGAACUAGCUGGGGUGAGAAUGGAUACAUAAGAAUGGAAAGAGAUGUCAAUGCUAAGGAAGGCCUUUGUGGAAUUGCUAUGGAGCCUUCCUAUCCAACUGCAUAAAUAAUGGCUGAAUCUUCUUUGUAGUUGCAAUUUAUGGAUCUACGUAUGAUGGCUAUUGAUUCGGAAAUUAUGAAAAGGUUUAUGGUUACUUCUUUGUAAUUACGAUUCAAGGAACCGAACAGUAACAUCAAAAUGAAAAAACUUAAAAUUAUUGGAUAUAAAUUUUUCAGAAUCUCAAAACUGGA
Molecule: messenger RNA, 1296 nt
Organism: Manihot esculenta (cassava)
Lineage: Eukaryota; Viridiplantae; Streptophyta; Magnoliopsida; Malpighiales; Euphorbiaceae
Product: senescence-specific cysteine protease SAG39
Exons: 2
Coding region: 86-1111 (341 amino acids)
Cellular component (GO): lysosome
Molecular function (GO): cysteine-type endopeptidase activity
Source: RefSeq, a predicted model, not a curated record